CCAUCGCGCAACCACACCACCUGCAACGGCGGCGACAGGUCACGGAGGCCAUGCAGCCACUCUUGUCGGCCCAAGGUGAACGCGCAACGUUGCAACUUCACGAAAUGUCCACGCCCAAUGCCAGCAAAUCGAAAGGCCAAGCUUAUACUCGUCAAGUGCACACAAAACCAUCGCACUUGGCUAGUCCGCAGCCCAUCCUUGUGGCGUCAACAAUGUACAAAAUGGAAGCCCCUCCAUCGUUCCUCAAACACACCAACCAAACCCCCGGGCACAUAGACACUCCAGCUCACACCGCAUCGCAUCCGCUUCCAAAGGAGGAAUAUUCACACAAAUACCACGCUGGGCCUGCGGGGGAUGCGCCGUCGCCGUUCUCGUUUGUGGGGGCCACCCUCCCCAUAGUCAACCGUGUCGACUGUGCUGGAGACGGUAAAGGGUGUUCCAAAGGGGGCGCCCGAAAGGCAACUCCCAGGAAUGCUGCCACUUCUGGGAACGUAGCCCACUUUCGCCUCACCGACCAACCCCGGACACCGGCAACGGUAGCCAUUCUGCAUAUGACCAAACCCAGUAUCCUUAACGCCCCCACCACCGUGCAUCGACCGACUCGAAAGGGCCGGGGAGACGAUGCCAAUCAGUUCAACAGUAUUGUGCAAGGUGGAAGGCCGCCAUCCCGAGCCAUUCCAAGUCAAAGUACUUCAAUCCCUUUAUCUCCCACUGGGCAUAAGACCCCCACCAGAACAACGCGUGGACUUGAACCAAGCAACCAAGACGAUACCGCAUUUUCAGCGACGAUGCAGCGCAAAUCCAGCAUGAGCGACAUUGAAAUCGUAGACUUGGGCGAUUUUUCGUCCAAGGUGGUUUUUCGAACGAAGCAGGGCGACAGUGGCGGGGGCUGGCGGGGGGACAUCGAAGUGGCCGCCUUUCAAGCAGACUUUGGGUCGUGGGCUGACAUGGACGAUAGCAGGGUAGAAUACUAGCCAACAUAAUAAUACUUGGUGCUAAACAAGCUAAACAACGUG
Aphanomyces astaci is the source of this 1016-nucleotide messenger RNA. RefSeq lists its product as hypothetical. Lineage: Eukaryota; Oomycota; Saprolegniomycetes; Saprolegniales; Verrucalvaceae. Bases 51 to 974 code for a protein of 307 amino acids. The record is from RefSeq and is a predicted model, not a curated record. The transcript has a single exon.